Drosophila obscura is the source of this 348-nucleotide messenger RNA. RefSeq lists its product as uncharacterized. The transcript has a single exon. The record is from RefSeq and is a predicted model, not a curated record. Bases 1 to 348 code for a protein of 115 amino acids. Lineage: Eukaryota; Metazoa; Arthropoda; Insecta; Diptera; Drosophilidae.
AUGGAUGCCACUGAGGAGCCGUUUGCGUUGCCAGCAGAGAGGGAGGAUGAUGAGCAGAUGGAUUUGAUGACAGAUAUGGGGCCAGACAGUAUCGAGAAUCAAACUACGCUUGCUGAGAAUUCAAAUCCCGAACUCUUGGAGCAGGGAAUUCCCUUGGAACUCUUUCUCAGCGCAACAACAAGUGCACUGGAGCUAGAUGCCUUAUCAUCGCAUGCCCCAUCCCUGUCGGGAAACGAUCUGCUGGGUGUCGUCAGUGUAGAUAAAUUGGAAGACGGAGACGGCGGUGAUCAGCCCCUGGUGCUGUUCAUAGUGACGGACAAUGGCUGCGAAUCACCGGUUGCGAGUUGA